Messenger RNA from Linum tenue, 441 nucleotides. The record is from the annotation of a GenBank genome assembly. NCBI's taxonomy places the organism in Eukaryota, Viridiplantae, Streptophyta, Magnoliopsida, Malpighiales, Linaceae.
AUGACUCUGAUAUUCAUCACCACAUCCCUAAUCUCCUUAUCCAUCUACUUUGUAUGGCACAAGGGUCUCGCUCUCGAACUUUCCUUCUUCGUCUUCUUCGAAACAAUCGAGCUCACCUUCCUCUUUUCAUACCACGUAAGAAUCCUCCAGGGUGGAUGGGUCCCACUUCUCUCUUCCAUCUUCCUGUUCACCAUAAUAUACCGUUGCAUCAUCCGAAAUGGAUACAAAGAUGUUAAUGAAAAUGAGAACGAGUACGACUUCGAGAAUGCUUUGAUUAUGAGCAUUGCAGAGUUCAUCCAGCUGGAAGCGGAAGGAAUCACCGGAGGUGAAGUUCAGGCUAGGGUACAGCUGCAGCUGGUCGACACGAGGUACAAGGACUCGUUCGUGAAGGACGAAGUGAUGAGACUGGUGGAAGCCAAGAAGUUUGGGGGGCGUAUGUGA